Messenger RNA from Amphimedon queenslandica, 2265 nucleotides. RefSeq lists its product as uncharacterized. Gene Ontology annotation, molecular function: protein binding. Bases 1 to 2265 code for a protein of 754 amino acids. The record is from RefSeq and is a predicted model, not a curated record. NCBI's taxonomy places the organism in Eukaryota, Metazoa, Porifera, Demospongiae, Haplosclerida, Niphatidae. The transcript is spliced from 9 exons.
AUGUUCUGGUUAUUUCUUUUAUCAUUGGUACUUCAUGUAUCAUGUCAACCGUUUUUUGGUUCAUUACCUCCUCGUCCAACUACUGGUGUCAGAUUGUUUCUUGGUGAGGAGAAUAUUACUAUUGCUAAUUUCUCAAUGAUAGCUGCUGGUCUGAUUCAUGAUAAAGAUAUAGAUCAAGCUGAUAAUUCUAUUGGUAUUGGUUCUGAUCCUGAUGGUCAGAAUGAUGGUUUGUGGUGUCAGAGUUCUCUUAAUCAGAAUAUGAUAGGAACAUGGUAUCUUCCUGAUGGAACAACUGUACCAUUGGGUUCUGGCUAUCCUCUGUUUGCUAACAACACUGCUACUGGUCAAAUUGGUUUAUUAAGAAAUGGAUGGUCUGGAAACAUGCAAGGACUAUACAGUUGCAUUAUACCAAAUGAAGAAGGGAUUGAUCAGACACUGUAUGUUGCUGUUUAUGGUAAUGACAAUUUCCGUAAAAAUGAUGAGCUUCCAAUGAUUGAUGUUAGUAGUCACUCCUUCCAGCUCCUCUCAUCAGUUGAUGCUGAUCCUCCAGUGUUUAGUUUAUCAUUUAAUGUCACUAAUAGAUCACCAACAAUAGUCACUUGCUCUGUUGAUAAUGGAAACCAGUUUAAUGUAUCUGAUAGUGAUUUGAUACAUACUGUAACACCAGUUAAUAAUGAUGUACAAGUAGAAGCAUCAGUAAUAUUUAGAAUGAGAGUGUCUAGCCUGUAUAAAUGUUUUGUUGCUACUGACAGAAUUACAACUACACCUUUAGCAUCUACUAAUAUGACAAUAAGGAAUGUUACUGUAACUGGAUCUCCAUCUAACUUGGUCUACAGUAGAAAUAGUUUUCUCUCAGUUACACUAGGCUGGUCUCCCUCAGCAGUGAUUAGUGCUACUCCUCAGUAUCAUGUCUUUGUUAAUAACAGUAAUGGUAUUAUUAUGAAUGACAACACUACAGAUACUGAGCUGUCUCUCUCAUUACAUCCUGAUGAUGAAUAUAAUAUUAGACUAGUAGCUACUGGUGAAGACUUACCUAGUGAAAUAAUCACUGUUACUGUACCUCAAGCUGUCAGAAUUGAUGUACAAGGGCCAGUUAUGAUGCCAUUGGAUCAUUCUUCUUCCUUUUCAUUAACCUGCACAUUGACAUUAGCUCCUGAAGUUAAUGAUACUAUGGUGGAAAUGUACUGGUCAAGUCCUGAUCUCAUUCUCUUCAAUUCUACAACUGAUGGAGACAUAGUUUUAGAUACUUUAGAGCCUACAAUGAUAUCAGUUAAUGAUAGUGUUGUAUAUACACUUACUAUUAACUUCAGUUCAUUGCAAGCAUCACAAGUUGGAGAAUAUAUUUGUGGAGCUCUACUGAAUGAUAGUACUGAUACUAUCAAUGUAACAUCAAAUUAUUCUGUAUCUGUGCUAGUAUCUACUCCUGUGGUCACAUCUAGUCUCAAUACAACAGGACGUAUUUUUGAGAGCAAUGACAUUCAGUUAUUAUGUACCAUCACUAUUACUCCACUGGAUGUUAAUCAUACUGUUAAAGUAAUCUGGUUUGGGCCUAAUGGACUCAUUACAAUGAAUGAUGCUAAGUAUAGCAUUAGUACUGGGGAGAUCAACUCAACAACUACUGGAAGUAGUUUAACAUUCACUGCAUCUCUAUCAGAUAAUGGAACUGAUUACUAUUGUGCUGCUAGUGUUGGACCUGCUAGUAUUGUGAAUUGGUUUGAACUGAUUAUACCAUCAGAUACUGCUAUAUCAACUAGUGCUGCUGUCAUUGUGGAAAUUGUACCACUACCAUCAGUGUCAGUUAAUGAUGUUGGUAUUCCAGUAACAGGAGACCCAUUCCAGUUAGUGUGUACUGGAACUGCACCAGCUAAUGUAUCAAGUAUUGCUACUGUUAGUGUUCAAUGGCUUCUUAAUGGUACUGUGUUUACUAAUGAUACACUGGAGGGAGUCACUGUUACUAAUAGUGGGUCUAUGGCCACAUUAUCAUUCAGUUCUCUUAAUGCUUCUACUCAUGAAAGAGAUGAUUAUACUUGUGUAGCUACUCUUAGUAUUCCUGAUGUACCAACAACUAAAACAGCAAGUGCUACUAAUAACCUCCUAACAUUAACUAAUCCUAUGGUCUCUGUAUUUGCAAGUCAACCUGUUUUUGCUGGUCAAUCAUAUUCAUUAAACUGUACUGUCACAAUAGUAGGUGGAGACCUCAAUAUAACAUGGCUUGAUGGUAAUGGAAAUGAACUGACAGAAGGAAAUGAAAUAAAUAUGAUUUGA